Aspergillus welwitschiae is the source of this 624-nucleotide messenger RNA. RefSeq lists its product as uncharacterized. Lineage: Eukaryota; Fungi; Ascomycota; Eurotiomycetes; Eurotiales; Aspergillaceae. The transcript has a single exon. Bases 91 to 255 code for a protein of 54 amino acids. The record is from RefSeq and is a predicted model, not a curated record.
UGGAAAUCAAUCAGUAAGCACAAUGACAUAGAGAAUCAAGCCAAUACUCACCGUCUGCCAACACAUCUCGUUAUCCCGUAGCAAUUCCUGAUGACUUUCCUGCUCCACUACCUGAACCCAUACCUGCACGGGCUUACACCAAAGGCAAAUACCAUGUCAAACUUCGAGGUAGUUGACAGUUUAUGCGUAACUGCUACAGUUGUCAUAAAUCCUUUCACUACCAAGCACCUGGGUACCGCCUGUACCAUCCUUUAGGACUAGAGUGAAGAUUCGAUAUCACUUCAUCAAGUAGAAUGGUCCGCGUAGUAAUGCCUAUAUAAUACAUGGGCGUUAUCAGUCUUCCACUCAGAAAUGUUUGAGCCUCGAUACCCAGUACGUGGAAUAUCCCGCCGGGAGGGAGGUGAUGGGAUCGUGAAUCUCUGCGUCCUCGCACGCUUGAAUCAGAUUGAUCUCGGUGAAUUCAGAAUUGCCGAGGCCGAGGGCUACAGAUAAUCCAGAAACCACCUUUACCACCUAUACUUUUUUAUUCCAGAAACCAAGACCUUGCUCUUGCCAUUGGCGAAAACCACCCUGGGUCUGGACGGUACCGUCCGACAACGUGAUUGAUGGGAAGGCCAAGUCGAC